Molecule: messenger RNA, 1359 nt
Organism: Ochotona princeps (American pika)
Lineage: Eukaryota; Metazoa; Chordata; Mammalia; Lagomorpha; Ochotonidae
Molecular function (GO): protein binding
Source: RefSeq, a predicted model, not a curated record
AUGCAUCAUCACAGUGCAGGUGUUAUUGUAACCUCAGGGACGGACAGUUCCGCCCUAAUGUCGUCCCGCCAACCAAAGCAGUCCAAUCCUCUUUCUCGUCUACGAGCGUUCCAAAAAAGCAUACAUUCCCUGCUUACAGACUCAGCAUUUCAGCCUCUUUACGACAUUACCAUCGUCGCAGAAAACAAAGAACUUCGAGCUCACCGGUGCAUUCUGGCAGCAUGCAGCGAAUAUUUCAAGAGACUUUUCUGCGAACCGAAUAAUACUGCUACUAAAAUUGAGUUCCAACAAAGAUGGGUGGUGGUGCAGCAGUUGGUUCGAUGCAUGUAUGGUGCUGAUAUUGAACCCGGAACAGAUCCUGAAAUCAUUUUGGAGGUUCUAGCAGAAGCACGCAACCUCGAAGUCCAUUGUUUGUGUAUCGAAGACUGUAUAUCUUUAAUUGUCGAUCAACUGAGUAUAAACAACUGCGCCCGUGUGCUGACGCACCUGGAAGUAGCAAACCACCGAGAGCUCUCGCGUUUAGUGUGUGGGUACAUCGUGAAGAGGUUCCCAGACAUCGUGAAGAACCCAUCCUCGAGACAGCAGCUGCUACAAAUGCCGAGAAAUCAACUGAUCUAUAUGGUCCGAGAGCUAUGCAGGAGGUGUGAUAGUAACCGCGAUACUGACUUGAUAGUAAGUUUCGUCCUCGACUGGUCGAGAUUCGACGCUGUUUGCGACCUGCUACGCGACUGCAAAACAUGGGACUGGAGUCUAGAGCCUGGAGCUCUCUCGGUGUUUCGAGACGAUGACUCUGGUGCUUCUGCUGCUCAAGCUGCCGCUGCUGGUAUGCAACAGGCGUUCCAGUGGAAAGUGACAACUCUGCGGGCAGCGCUGUCGGAGCAUUCACCAGUCAAAUACGUCGUAGGAACCUACUUCGAUUGGUCUGUACGCCUCGACUCGGGUUCUGAAGAUCAAAUCCGAAUCGUUUACGAAGCAGCUCUUGACCGAAAUCCUGGGCAACCCGCAUGCAUUAAACGUUUCCCUGCUGCAUUUUUUGCAUGGCAGGUCUUGUACAGAGGACAAGACAUUUUUCACGAGACGGUGUUCAUUUGUUUUCCAGAGCACGUUGAUCUGCACUGGUCAACUACACUCUCGAUCAAAGCAUCGGAUGUAACUGACAACGACGACUUGACUUUGAUGGUGACGAUGACGGAAAUUCCGUUGAUUUCUUUGAUUCUUUAUUAUUUCUCGAGUGACUUGACCCAAACACUGGCGCAUGAAGAUAUUGUUAAUAGGCUCCCGCACAUCGAGUAUCGUUGUCUCUCUUCGUAUACGCUAAUACAUUCCACUCAGCCACGCCCCCUCGCACCUCCGAUGUAG